AUUGUGUUCAAUGCCCAACAACACUUACAGUUGUGAAUAAAUAGCAUAGUGAUUUCCUGAACAAAAAAAGUAAAAAUAUCAUAGUAAUAACAUGAAUGAAAGUCGUUCGACAAUCUAUCUACCUCCCAAUUUGCUAGGAAAUGCACCAAUUCUGAGUUGGGGAUUUCUGCUCAAAUAGUCAAUUUGCAAUCUUUGUUUCUCCUCAUAAGUCCUCUCCUCUGUGUAUAUUAGUGUUGUGUUGUUGAUGAGUAUUUAUGGAGUACAUGGGCAGUUCCCUGUUGCUAGCCCACCCAAAUUACCCAACCCAAAAUCACUGCACCAAUCUCCUCACCAUGUUUCUUACGCUUUUACCUCCCAAAAUCCCAUUUCUGAGGAUAAGCUUGUUGUUAGAGCUGCUGCUUCUGCUCCCCCACUCACCGGUGAUUUUUCCGAGGGAGCAAAACCAAGGCGAAGAAUUGCUGGAAUAGAUGAGGAUGAGAUAGAGGAUCCAACUAGUUUAGCUGAUUCUGAUAGUUGUUUCUGUACAUUUAAUGGGGUGCAAAUACACCACAAGAUUUGUGAUGCACAAGAUGACAGUUUGCAGGAGGGAUUGACUCCACAUUCCCCUGCCUAUAGCAAAAGGGUUAGUUAUCCUAUGAUUUUGUUGCAUGGCUUUGGGGCCUCAGUCUAUUCGUGGAGCCGAGUCAUGAAGCCUUUGGCAACGCUAACUGGUUCAAAAGUUCUUGCGUUUGAUAGACCGGCCUUCGGACUGACCUCCCGGGGGGCUCCUGAUUCGAGGCCCUUGAAUCCAUACUCUAUGAUGUUCUCUGCAUUGGCAACAAUGUACUUCAUCGACUUCUUGGCUGCUGAGAAGGCCAUCCUCGUGGGGCAUUCUGCUGGUGCACUUGUAGCUCUAGACACGUAUUUUGAGGCACCCGAGCGUGUGGCUGCUCUAAUCCUUGUCGCUCCAGCAAUUCUUGCACCAUUUACCAUGAAGAGGAGUGCUGUCAAAGAAGAUCAAAACGGACCUGAUAAUCAGCAUCAGGGAAAAAGCUCAGACUCGAGUGCAAAGGGCAAUGUCUUUUUCAGGCUUGGCAGUCUGUUAUCGAGGCUCGCUAAAUAUGUAACAGAGGCAAUAAUGUAUGUGAUAAGAGGGAUGGGAGGCAUGAUGAACUCUCUCUAUCAGAAAGCUCUUUCAGCAAUCCUGCGCUCUGCAUUUGGUGUAACUUUGAUAAGGAUGAUAAUCGAUAAAUUUGGCACACAAGCUGUUCGCUCUGCAUGGUAUGAUUCAAAACAGGUGUCUGAUGAUGUCUUACAAGGCUAUACAAAGCCGUUAAGGGUCAAGGGCUGGGACAGGGCACUCGUGGAAUACACAGUCGCGAUGCUAACAGAUUCUGCGUCCAUAUCAAAGGAAAAGAGGCUCAGCGAGAUCUCGUGUCCAGUUCUGAUUAUAACGGGCGACACGGAUAGGCUUGUCCCCGCUUGGAACUCCGAGAGGCUCUCACGAGCUAUACCGGGAUCUUGCUUCGAAUUAAUCAAGAAAUGCGGCCACUUGCCCCAAGAAGAAAAGGCUGAAGAAUUUCUAUCCAUCGUAGAUAGAUUCCUGGAAAGAGUCUUUGGCGUCGCAGAAGAGCCUCGUCUACGGGCAGCGACUUAGAGGAGUAGAGGUUGAGAUUCAUUCAGUUAUCUAUAUAUGCAGUUCAUUAUAAAAGAGCAUUCUUCUUACUUGGUUGUUAUUAUAGACAUUUAGAUGGAGUUCAUAUAAUCGUGUCAUUAUAAUCGAUGUAACAUCAUAGCACUUCUCAUGCAAACUCAUUGAUCUUAUUUAUAAGAUGUCGAAUUUCAGUAGU
This is a messenger RNA of Salvia miltiorrhiza (redroot sage), 1829 nucleotides long. RefSeq lists its product as uncharacterized. The record is from RefSeq and is a predicted model, not a curated record. Bases 245 to 1636 code for a protein of 463 amino acids. Gene Ontology annotation, cellular component: chloroplast envelope. The transcript is spliced from 6 exons. NCBI's taxonomy places the organism in Eukaryota, Viridiplantae, Streptophyta, Magnoliopsida, Lamiales, Lamiaceae. Gene Ontology annotation, molecular function: catalytic activity.